Cydia pomonella (codling moth) is the source of this 3620-nucleotide messenger RNA. Its product is annotated as synaptotagmin-5-like. The coding region runs from base 860 to 2404 and encodes 514 amino acids. The transcript has 9 exons. Gene Ontology annotation, cellular component: membrane. The record is from RefSeq and is a predicted model, not a curated record. Lineage: Eukaryota; Metazoa; Arthropoda; Insecta; Lepidoptera; Tortricidae. Gene Ontology annotation, molecular function: syntaxin binding; calcium-dependent phospholipid binding; clathrin binding. Gene Ontology annotation, biological process: regulation of calcium ion-dependent exocytosis; calcium-ion regulated exocytosis; cellular response to calcium ion.
UUGUGAACGCGAAUGCCGUUGGGCCGCCGCGCCGCGCCGCGUAGCAUCGCGAGUUAUUCGCUCACGUAAGCCGCUGCGUUAUAAGUGUGAAUGGGUUCAAAUUUUGCGUCCAUGUUCGCUACUACCAUAGAUAGACUAAACUGCAAGUUCAUGUUAAUUAUAAGAAUUUAUUUAUUUAUUUGCCUAUUUGUGUGUCCUGCUGGGAAAAGGUCUCCCCUCUCGCUUUCCAAUCCUCCCUGUGCUGAGCAAGAUCCCGCCAACCCCGCUGAAACUCUUGUCUGCUGCUGUGCCACGACUACUCUGGGGAUGCCCGCCAGCUGAGAUCAUUCAUCUGGCAGACAUGUCCAACCCAGGCCCACUUUAGCCUAAGAAAUUAAAUAUAAAAAUAACGAAGGGCCUUCUUUGGUGUCCAAAAAAUACAGAAUUCUUAAACGUGUGUAAGUCUUUUAUUAUGAACGGUACCCCUAGUGUAAAUUUUAUCGACAUCAUAACGUGACGAACGCGUUUGCGUUAAGUCUCAUUUUGUAUAGGAUUUUGAGUUUCCAAAACGUCCCGCUUGGCGCGCUCUUUCUAAAUCCAAUACAAAAUGAGACUAAACGCAAACGCGUACGUCACGUUUCAAAAUCGAAUUUAUUUACACUAGGGGUACUGAAUGAAAAGAACAUAUUUUUUCGUCAACUUAUAUAACAUAGCAAGUAGGUAGGGACGACAUUAUAUUGCAACACUCGUAACAGUUAGAUAACACGUAAACAAUCAAGAUAAUGCCGCCCGCCAGUCGCGCGCCGCCCGCCCUCCAAUCGUGACGUGUCGUGUGUCAAAUUGUGUCGAAUAUUGAACUGUCGAGUGACAUUUAACGCCAAUGACCAAUAGAUUGGAAAAAUCAGCAGAGAAUAUUCUCAAAAAUCUCCAGGAUAUUGAAAAUAAAGAAAUAAUGGAGUUCCAUGGUAACGCAUGGAGCGCGCUGGGCGGCGCCGUGGUCGGUGCUGGUUCAGUGCUGGUCGUGGCUGCGUUCAUACUGCUGUGGAGGAAGCCGAGAAAGAGGGAGCCACCGCUGCUGGCGCCGAUGGACGUGAGCCAAAGUGAAAUGUUGAUCUCCAAAGAGCAAUGCCGUGUCCAGCCGUUCAGCUCCGAAACCCGCGCAGCGAGCUCGCUCCCGCACGCCCGUCUCACUCGCACACCCUCCAUUUCAUCGCAGAGCAGUUUGGACAGCGCCACGUCUAGAGCUACGAGCCACCGUGGAUCCUCCCCGGCCAUCCGCACCUUCGCCCCCGACGGCCGCACGCUCGAGGCCGGCGGUCCCGCGCCACGCUCGCCGUCGCCGCUGCGCGCGGCCUCGCUAGACGUCCGCGCGGCCCCCAUGGCUGGUUCGCUGGCCUCACUGGCAGAUUCACCGACGCCGUCGAGCCCGAGACAUCUACCGCCAAGAUGCUUGUCGCCAUUGCUGAUGCCGCCGAGACGGAUAGACCGCAGUAAUUCCCUCGUCGAAAGCAGCAGCGGCGCCCCCCUCUCGCCUGGCGCCCCGAGCGCCCUCGGAGCCCUACAGCCGGCGUUGUACACCAAACGAGAAGCCCCCUUGCUUAUAGAGCUGGAGGGCGCGGGUCCGUCGUUGGGACGGCUGCAUCUGAGACUCAAAUACGACUUCGACCGGUCGGAUUUGGAAGUGCAUCUUAUUGAAGCCCACGACUUAGCCGGCUACGAAGCGGGGGGUUUCAACGACCCCUACGUGCGUGUGACCCUCCUGCCGUCCGUGGACACCCGCACGCGGCAGACCCCCGUGCACCGGAACGAGGCGAACCCUUUCUUCGACCAGCACUUCAAGUUUCCUGUAUCACACGACGAGCUGCGUGACAAGACGCUGCUGUUGCAGGUCUUCGACUACGACAGAUUCUCCCGGAACGAAGUAAUGGGUUCAGCUAAAGUUUCCCUUUCGCGAGUAGAAGUGGCCGGAGGCACUGAAGUAUGGGCGGAGCUGUCCCGAGAACGCAGACCGCCAGAGGAGCUGCAAGAACUGCUGCUGUCUCUUUCUUACCUACCGUCUGCUGAGAGACUGACUGUAGUUGUGUUGAAGGCAAGGAAUCUGCUGCCGCCUCAAGAAGGAAAGGAUGCAUUAGAUGUGUACGUGAAAGUGUACCUCCUGGUGAACGGCAAACGAGUAAAGAAGAAGAAGACGAACAGGAAAGAGAUAAACAAUCCAGUAUGGAACGAAGCUCUGUCAUUCAGCCUGGCGUCUGGACAUUUAAACGAGGCUUCCAUUGAGGUAUGCGUGGUGACGGGCGGCGGCAGCGGCCUGGUCGUCGGCUGGUGCUGCGUGGGCGCCGCGGAACCUGCCGCAGAAGGCCGCCACUGGGCACAGAUGGCCCAGGAGACGCGCAAGGCCGUCGCCAUGUGGCACACGCUCAGAUAGACGGCCAACGGGUUGAAGAGGCAAUGAAACAGCCGUAGCCUAGAUGACAAUCAUUUAUCGACAAACGCCAAGAAUAACUAUAGAAGUCUGACUAGAGCUCAAAAAUGAUCCCACGUCAGGGGGAGGAAACUAGAGCGUUCGGACUUUCCCAACUCCGUUCGGCUCAGCAUUGCUCCGAGCAAUUAUUAGGGUUGCCACAACUUGACUUACCUUUGCGUGCCAACAGAUAAGAUAAUUAUUCCAUAGAUAAAAAAAGGGACAACAUGAUUCGGUCCUGAAUCGCUGUCAUACUUCGGUUUUGUAGGACGUUUCCUUUCUGUACGGCAGUACUAUUAUUUAUUCUGAUCCCACGACGUGUAUUGUGUACAACGCAACAACAACGUCAAAUAUUGUAAUACCGCGCUUGAGGUUUGACAUAUAAUUUUAUUUUAGCCGAUCAAAAUUUGUGUCGCUUAACUUUAGACUCGGAUAAAUCCAUUCGACCCUCAGGAAAUAUUUACCCCAGCAUUUUCCAAACCAUUGGUAGGUGGCGAGCGAAAUUUGAGUGGGCCCUGAAACAUAAGACGACAUGACAGCAACAAAAUGCAGUUAACAAAAUUUUAGCUCUCAGCAGGGGAGGAAACUAGAGCGUUCGGGCUUUCUUGGCUGCGGUCGGCUCGGCAUUGCUCCGAGCAAUUAUUAGGGUUGGGACAACAUGACGUCCCUUUGCGUGCACGACCACAGAUAAGAUAAUUACAUGAAUUUAGACAACAAUAGGGUUGUUUCUAAUUUUUUGAAACGCUUGUAUUACGUUCUAUAUUAACUAAAAGUUGCCCUAAAAUUCAACUUUUAUACUAAAAACGGCUUUAAAUAUGUUUAAUUAACAAAAUAUAUUUUGACAGAUGCUUUCGCGCCCAAAACGCUAUUUGAAAAUCUUGUGACGUCACAGUUUACGGUUUGACACAUAACUACAUACACACGUAGAAGAUACGAACUGUCAACUGACAUCUGUCAUUUGUUGUUUAUCCCCUAACUGUCAACAGUGUCAAUCCGAGAGUUGUAAUGACGUUUCGAGUUUGGUCACGUGACGUGUGCCAAAAGAUAUUUUAAAUUCAAUAUUUACAAAAAUAUGGUCAUUACAGGUCCCCUAAAAGUAGUUUAACAAGUUCUUAUAAUCUAAAAGAAUUUAUUGGGAUACAAUUCUGCCCUAAGAUUUGUAGAUGGAAACAACCCUAUU